CCCUUCCUUGAGCUGUCCUCUCUGUGCACGCGCGUGGUCCUCCCCAACACCAUCACCAGCAUCCACCACCACCCCUCCCUCCAACACUAGGUCGAGUCGAGGAGGAGGAGGAGGAGGAAGAAGAGGAGGAGGAGGAGGAGGGAUGAGGCGCGCGGUGGAGGGGAAAUGGCUGCCGAAAACAAGCCGGAAGGACUGAAGAAGAUAAGAAAUCCAGAGCGAAUGGUCAGGAUUGCUGUUGGUUAUACCGGACACACCCCUCCCAAGAGUGAUGACACUGACGCCAACAAUGAGCCGGGCCAGUUAAAGAUCUACCUUCCCAAGAAGCUCCUGGAGUGUCUACCCAAAUGUUCCUCUCUGCCCAAGGAGCGCCACCGCUGGAACACCAAUGAGGAGAUCGCUGCAUAUCUCAUCACAUUUGAGAAGCAUGAUGAGUGGCUGACAACCUCGCCAAAAACCAGGCCUCAGAAUGGCUCUAUGAUCCUCUACAACCGUAAAAAGGUGAAGUACAGGAAAGAUGGCUACUGCUGGAAGAAAAGGAAAGACGGGAAGACCACCCGAGAGGAUCAUAUGAAGCUUAAAGUCCAGGGGGUAGAGUGUCUGUACGGCUGCUACGUCCACUCCUCCAUCAUCCCCACCUUCCAUCGUAGAUGCUAUUGGCUGCUGCAGAACCCAGACAUCGUGCUGGUGCACUACCUGAAUGUACCUGCAGUGGAUGACAGCGGGAAGCCAUGCGGUCCCGUCCUCUGCUCUAUCAACACAGACAGGAAGGAGUGGGCCAAGUGGAGCAAGGAGGAGCUCAUUGGUCAGCUCAAACCCAUGUGUGCUGGGAGCAGCCUGCAUCAGAAAUGUUCCAGUGUCAAGCAGCGCAUCAUCUCAUCCAAGCAGGAGUUAGGAGGAGCAGUAGGAGGUGGAACAACUAUAGGAGCCGGCGUUGCAGCGGGCCAGAGAGCUGAGGAAGCAGAUGGCACAGAGGUCCAGAACAGCGACGUGUCCGAGGGCCAGACCGAGCCCAAUCCUGGCGGGGGGAGGAGCAGAGCAGGUGGAGGAGAGAGGAGGAAUGGCAGGAUAACCAAACCCUCCUUACUCCCACAGAGCAGCAUGGAGGUGUCGUCUUCUACCUCCACCAACCAGGUGGAGGUACCCGACACCACCCAGAGCUCCCCACUGUCGAUAACGAGUGACAUGGCCGACAGCCCUGCUCUUGCCAUCGGGGCGGGAUUAUCACAGAGCACUGCGGUGUUUAUGUCUGAAGUCACCACACUGACUGGGGAUUCGGUCUACUCUGCUGGCCACACACAACUGCUGGCAUCCACCCAUGAGAGCACCACUACUGGUAUUCUGUUAGCUGUUGCCCCGGACAACCAGAGAUUUGCAUCUUUUCCUGGAGGUGUAGGCUUAGGGGAGGGAGGGGAGUUGGUUCUGUCCAGCUCUUUGGACACUGGCGUUGGUGUCAGCCUUCCUGAAACCACCAUGACCUUUGACCCUGAUUGCUUCCUCAACAACCCCAAGCAGGGUCAGACUUAUGGCGGAGGAGGGAAGACGGAGGGUUGUAACAGUGAAGAUGGAGGACUCCACUGCUCCUCCAAUGGCUUUGUUUACAACCCAGCCCUGGUCAACAACAUCAAGACUGAAGCUACACCUCUGGAGCAGCCGCUGACCACCCAGAGCGGCUAUGUGGGAGAGGGAGCCGGGCUCAGCCCCAGUACCACCCUGGAACAGAUGGACUUCAGUGCUGUCAUGUCAUCAGCCUGUGUCUCAGGUCUGACCCAGCCUGGGCACCACUCUUCCCCAGGCAUCUUCCUCCAAACUUCCUCCCAAACGAGCAAGCCCACUCAGCUUCAAACCAACGGUACGAAGGCACCCCAAGAAUCUGGUGAGGCCCGGGCUUAUAUAGGCCUGCCCCCGGUGGCAGCUGACUCACCUGUCACCAAUGGAGAUCUGCACACUCACCUCCACCAAGCCAGCACCGACCAGCAGGCUUUAUGUGCAAGGAAUGGUCAGGCAGCAGUGGUGGGCUCGUUUCCCAUGGCGACACAGGACACCUCCUUGGAACAGUCGGGCAGCAGGGGCCAUCAGCAGGUGGGGGUGUUAGACAAACCUGCUGAAAAUGGAGAAGAGUUACUCCUCAAGGAUCCUCAUGAGACCUACACAAGUGUUGACACCAAGCAUUACCUCCAGCCCACAGAAGACACUGGAGGGGGUGACAAUGGUGGAGGAGGUGGCGAAGGAGGAGGAGGAGUGGAAAAUGAAAUCAUAUGUAAUGGCGUAGGCUUGUCAGGGGCCAGCAGCUCAGUGGGGGCCAGUCCUCAAUCAAUAGCUGCAGGUGCAAACAUCGAGGGGGGGCUCUAUAGCUCUCCUCUCCCUCAGCAAGGAGUAGGGGUGUCCGCCCCAUCAGCAGGGGCAGGAGCAGCCAUCAGUCUGGAAGGAUUCGAGGCUUCGUUCGGGAGCCAGUUCUCCGAUCUGAUAAAUGAUUUCAUCUCAGUGGAGGGGUCUGGGGGUGGGGUGGGGGCAGCUGUCUCUGGGGUUCUGAUGCCCCAGGAAGGGGCAGCAGGAGAGGAGCAGGGUGCAGGAGCAGGCCACCUGCAGGGCUCAGAGGUGGAGCAGGGAGCGCUGGGACUCCUCCAUGAGACGGGCAGACUGUUUGGUGUGACAGACUACUCCCCUGAGUGGUCCUAUCCAGAGGGAGGGGUGAAGGUUCUGAUUACAGGUCCAUGGUUGGAGUCAAAUAGUGAGUAUAGCUGCCUCUUUGACCACAUCAGUGUUCCUGCUGCCCUGAUCCAGCCCGGGGUGCUGCGCUGCUACUGCCCAGCUCAUGACACAGGACUAGUGAUGCUGCAGGUGGCCAUGGGUGGUGAGGUCAUCUCUUCUUCUGUGGUGUUUGAAUAUAAAGCACGAGACCUUCCUGCCCUGCCGUCUUCGCAACACGACUGGCUGUCACUGGAUGACACCCAGUUCAGGAUGUCUAUCUUGGAGCGCUUGGAGCAGAUGGAGCAGAGGAUGGCUGAAAUGACCAAUCAGAACCCCAGCUCAGAUGCCAUGGCAACCAAGGGCGGAGGAGUGGAUGGGGGAGGAGCCUCAGAUCAGCGGUCUCAAAUUUCUCCUGAUCACGGCACAUUUGAAGGUCGUGUGGUGGUGGUGUGUGAGAAGAUGAUGUCUCAGUCAUGUUGGGCCUCUUCCAAUCAGCUCAUCCAUAAUAAGAACUCCAGAGGAAUGACGUUACUGCAUCUGGCUGCAGCGCAGGGUUACGCGGGGCUCAUCCAGACACUCAUUCGCUGGCGCACAAAGCACGCCGACAGUAUUGACCUUGAGCUGGAAGUGGAUCCUCUCAACGUCGACCACUUCUCGUGCACGCCGCUUAUGUGGGCUUGUGCUCUGGGUCACACCGAGGCAGCGCUGAUUCUUUACCAGUGGGACCCGAGAGCUCUCGCCAUUCCUGAUUCUCUGGGACGCUUGCCGUUGAACAUUGCCCGAUCCCGCGGUCACACUCGACUGGCUGAGCUCUUGGAGCAGCUGCAACAAAGUCCUCAAACUCAGGGCCAGCCUGCAGAGAGUUGGAUGGAUAGAUGGAGAGGAGGAGCCCAGACUGGGGGAACUAGCAGCGACCCUGCCACCAACCCAAACUCAGAGAUGAGGAGAAACCGAGCAGAGAGACAACAGGACAACCAGAACCAGAGCUGGGGCCAAACUGGACAAAGAACCCCACCAGAACCCCAGGGAGAGCAAGGAGAUCCACCCCCAGCCAAGAGACUCAAAUCCAACCCAACGAGCCAGCAACAACUAGCUAACUCACCCCCCAGCGCCAGCCCCAUCAACUCCCACCUCAACUUUUCUCCGAGUCCUAAUCCUCAACAUUCCAUCCUCCUCAAAUCCUUACAGACUCAAUCCUCUAACCACAGCUGCCAGAAUGCACCUCUUUCCAGCUCCAGCUCCAGCCGGCCUCAGCUCCCCGGUGCCCCAUUCUCCCACCUGCAGGCCAGGAUAGGGGAGUCUGACGGGGGCAGCAGAUGGAGCCUGAGACAGGCUCUCGGGCACCACAGUCUAGCCAGAAGGAUUCAAGGAAAAGAGCGAUUGGCUCUUUACCUGCACCAGAGAGUGCUGUCUGAUAGGGGAGAGGAGACAGAGUUGCUCACCUAUCACGAUAACACAGAGGAUAUACAGGUGGACAUUGCAAUGCUUGCUGAUCACUUCAUGGGUGCUUCAGCUGAGAGCCUUAAGCAGGCUGUGGACACUGAAGCAGAUGCUGGGAAGGUUGAGAUCAGCAGUGAUGUAAAGUCACUGUCAGGCUAUCUCAGUGAGGUAGAAAGGUUUCUAAAGUUCAAGCCCCAGACUCCUAGCCCCAAACCAAAUUCCCUCUCAGGGCUGGAGGAUCAGCAAAGUCCUCGAGCUAACCAAGCCGCGCCCUCUCCAUUUGAUUGGAGCUCUUUCGUCUGUGCAGCUAUGAAAGAGGAGAGGUUAAAAACAAACUCCUCUUGUCUAGCCAUGACUGAAGCCGAGCAGCAAGAGCUGUGUGAGACCAUCAGACAUGCUCUGCACUCCCUCAGAAAACACAAGGGUCCCAUUCAGGAGCAACACAAAGAGGUUGCGGCAGUGAUCCAACGCUGUUAUAAAAGAUACAAGCAGUAUGCACUUUAUAAAAGGAUGACCUUAGCAGCCAUCCUGAUCCAGAGUCGUUUCCGGAGUUUCCACGAACAGAGGAAGUUCCGGCAGAGUCGCAGGGCAGCGGUCCUCAUCCAGCAAUACUACCGCUCCUAUAGGCACUCCCUCAGCAGCCUCAUAACUAAAAAACAAAACCAGGCUGCUCGCAAGAUCUUGAGGUUCCUGCUCCGCUGCCGCCAUAGCCCCUUGAUGGACCACAGGCCUCUGAACCAGGGCCAGAGAGCAGAGAAAGGCCAGGGGUCCUGAGCCCAUCAGCAGGCCCUGCACACAGCCCCCUCAGCCUGUGAGCAAUCUAUUCCCCCUCCUCCUCCCUAAACCCCAUCCUUUCCCCAAAUCCUAAUUCUCUUUCCCACUUCUUCCCUUCUCCCUCCCACAUCCCUGCCCUCUCCUCUCUAGAGGAAAAAAAACUCUUCCCAGACAGACUGAGGACAGGAUAGGUGUCCAUCAUGGCAGCUCAGACAGACAGACUGCUGGGCAGAGCCCAGGAACCCGGCUCUGCCCACAGCACUGAUCCUCCUCCACAGUUUAACUGGGGAGGCCAUCACAUUAACCUCAUGGCAUUCUUUGCACUCUUCAUGGGUAUGUUUCUUUGCAAAAGCAAGAUGACGAGUCAGACAAGAAAAAAAAUGAAUAAACAAACGGGAGGAAGUGCCUGUGGACGACGUCCCGCUGUUGAAGGCGGCAGCUGGGUGUGCUGAAAUGCUCUGGUGAAGAACAAAAGCUGGCUCAAGAGAAAGGCUACGUCGACAUGCAGAAGAAAAAAAAACACAAUACCCGGCGUGUUUUGUAUCCAAACAGAUCUGUGAAAGAAAAAAAAAAGAAAAUAUAAACCAAAAAAGCUCACUUCUAUGUUGCAUUUGCAUGCAAGGUUUUUUCCGCUUAUUCCUCCUCUCCAUCAUCCUGCAGAGCUACAGUGGCAAAAAUCAUCAGUACUUCACAAUAUCACCAAGCACUGACUCACAGGCUUACAAACCUACUAGUCACCCAAUCAAAAAAAAGGGGAGGAACUGCACUUGAAUGUAAGAGGAGCAUUGUUAGGAAAGGGGGAAGUGGUCUGAAUAACGAUGUCUUAAUUUGCUACAUGGACUUUGUAUGAAGUCGUUCUUAGAGGCAGCACUUUGCUCGCCCGACGUGGUGUGUCCGUGUUCGUUCAAUUCGAUGCAUGUGUUUGAGCUAUGAGCUCCUGCAUGCUUGCCAAACUGCUUUAGUGUUGUUUCUUUUUGUAUUUCUAUGUGUAGUUGUGUCUCAUGUCUUCAUCAAACUAUCCUUGCCCUGUGUAAUGUGAACUGUGUAAGGACAAACGACUUAUUUUGGGUGCUUAAUUUAAUUAAUCAAUUUAUUUAAGGGUCUAAUUAUUUCUUUAACUGGCUCAAGAGUGGUUCAGCUCGAGGCUGGUAUUUCUCUCCCCCCGUGUGAUAAAAUACGACAUGUUCCAACGGUUAAAUGUCUCUGUUAGUUUGUUCUGCGUGAACCUCCAAAUGCUGACUUUGGUUUUGAGGAGAUAGUCACAUACCAUUGCCUUGACUUCUUCUUGACACUGAGAGGUCUCUAUGCUUGCUCUGUACAGGACAUGGGUCCUAUACCUGCCCCUAUAAAGGGCACUGGUCCCCAUAUUAUUAGCCCAUAUGGGCAAUCAAAUCCAUAUUUUGGACUAUUGCAUAUUUCUGUAUAUAAAUUGACGAGGUAAGGGGAUACAAGGACCCUGAAACUUUUUCAUAAGAGGACUGUAUUUAAGAUUAUAAAUUAUUUUAAUCCCGUAAACAAGAGACCUGGGUACACAGGAUGGCUGUAUUGCUUGUAAAUAAUGUAGAUAUAACAAAGCGGAGUCAUGAUAAUGCAUGAGAUUUAAGACAAAGAAACAGCUAAAAGAACACGGUAGUGGCUAUGGACUGUGAGAGGAUUUUAACCGCUUCACUUUGAGAGUAUCCAGCAUUAAGUGUUACCGAAAAGAACAUUUUUGUUAAAGCAUGCAAACGAAAACGCUAAUGUUAGAACUAUAAGUGGGAAAACAAAGUAUGCUGAAACCACGAUCUUUCAGACUAAACAUUUAAACUUUGUGUUUUUGUUUCAUGGCUAGCAAAAAUUAAAAACCCUUUUUGCCAGUAGUGCCAAUUUAUUAUGAAUGCUAUUUUUGCCUAACAAUACAGUAUGUUAUGUUGGGGAAACUUACAACCCAAAACGUUAUCCGUUAGACGCACAGAAGCAGCGCACACUGAUGAUAGACCGAGGAGGCUCGUGCUAGCUGAACCGUAGACCUGCAAGCUCUGAAGUUUGUUUCAGGCAGACUUACUCAUGGAAGACGAUUGUGUUGAUGCAAGUAUAUUUUUAAAAUAAAUGGCGCUACGAGUGAUGAUGACUCUGAAGUUUAAAUGGGAAAGUGGCGACUGGUGACCCCCGUAGAGGAGAAGAGGGUGCUGCAUCCUUUUACAGCGUGGUUGUGUUUCAGCAACAUCCUGGCUUUUAUUAAGACCAUCAGUCGUGCGGAUCCAGCCUGGCCUCCAGUCACAGCUUUCCAUCUCCAAACAGAAUGUCUCUUACCCACUUUUUAAUGUUUCGUUUGGUGGAUUUUGUUUGAUUUUCACCUCAUUGUCACUGCCAUAAAUAUAAAACGUGUACUUUAGACAUCUGGAAAGCUGUUUAGAAAGUGCCUGCUCAACAACAGAAAACUAAUAUCAGGAAAUGAUCUAUUGUACAUUCUCCGAGACGUUCCCAGUUAUCUGUUUUAUUUUCCUAAAUUGUGUGUUCACAAAUGGAGUUGACAGUGUUGAUUUGAUUCUAUGUUAGGAGCCCUGAUUUGUCUGGAAUGAAUGGAUGCUCGUGGCCUGAUUGAUGCUGUGUGUAAUCAAAAAAAAAGACAGUAUCAUUGUACGCCUCCGUGUGUAUUUAGGAGUUGUGGAGGAAGAAAAUUCUGCUUCUGUGUAUGAAAGGUACCUUGGCGAUUCUGUUCACAGCAUCACUGUUGGAUGGGACUGCAUGUUUUCUGUUGAGUUUUGCCCCUAGAUGAGACAUUUUGCAGCGUUGAAAUGAAACUCAUCCUAACUAAAAACCCUCCAUCAAGUUUAUUUCUUUGCCUUGUUUCUGCCACUCGCAGAUGUUGCACCACCAUGCAUACUUCCUCAAACAUAAAUGUACACAGUUCUGCACACACACAAAAGUGACCACCCUCUUUCUCUCGUGUGCUUUUGUCUAUGGGAACAAAGAAAUCUCUCCCUUAGAUUUUACUCAGGGUUGAACAACAGGGAGACGGUGUGCAAAACCCGCUGGCACAUCUGGUUGACUGUGUACAUUUUGCAGGGAAGUGUGCAUGUGCACAUACCUAGGGAUAGUCCAGUUCAGUAUUUAACAUCUACAGCUUUUAAUGGGUUCGUGUUUGACACAUACUUUCUAAAAUCCCAGUUUUUAUUUAGCACAGCAGCAAAUCUGUUUACUGGAUCAAAAAGGAAAAAAAGAGCUCCAAAUUCUUUGUAGAAUUUUGCCUAAAUUUGAUUUGAAGUAAUAAAAAAUAUAUUUAUACAGUUCCUCUUACCUUGAACACACAAGAUCCCUCAUGUGGGCAUUUUUUAAUAAUGUAAAAAUAGAUGAUAAAAUAUCAAAGAGAUGAUAAGAUUGUGCUCUACAUGUUUUCUGAUUAUUCAUCAUACUGAGAGACAGCUGUGGGAAAAUCCAGACACUAUUUAUACACUUAACUUCUCAUAUCAGUAAAACUAAAGAUUUCUUUCUGAACUUCUUUGUAUAUCGUGCACACACACACACACACACACAGGCGUCUAAAUGCUCCUCAGCUCAUACGACACACACACACAACCCCGGAUACAGACUACUCAUCUGUGUGUUCACGUUUUUGGAGAGGGUGGUGACUGUGAAACAAGUUUGCAGUUUAGAUUAAAUAAAAAGUAAGAACUGUUGCCAUAUUACAGGUGGUAGACAUGUGCAGAGAUCACCUCUGUUCUUCUAAAUCUGCCUAAAAAUGACAUGUGUAACCUUUCAGGCCUUGUUUCAGGAGAGCGUGGCCAAACACCACAUUGCAUGCUAGAAUGGUAGACCCUUAUAGAUGAUAAUCUUUGACUAGACCUCUCCUCCUCUCUCGCCCUCCGUUCUCCCUUUCUCUCUCUCCCUCCAUCAUCUGCUGUCUCACCACCCUGCCUGCCUGCGGUUGUGUUCUCCAUGCCUAUCUCAGCUGCUCAUUCCUUUAUGGUUUUCCUUUUUUGUAGCCUAGUUUGGGAUCUUUCUUUGUUUUACAAACAUGCAUGCACAAGCAUCACUAACUUGUUGAUGUUUUUAAAAGAAUAUUUUGUUGCUGAGGCCAUGCAAAGUGUUUUCAAUAUUGCCCUUAUAUGUGGAAUAUGUCUUCUGAAUGCUUUACAUAAUUUCUGCUGUAAAAUUAAAUCAGAAUAAAAAGAAAAUUUGCACUUUA
This is a messenger RNA of Nothobranchius furzeri (turquoise killifish), 9070 nucleotides long. Its product is annotated as calmodulin-binding transcription activator 1. Gene Ontology annotation, molecular function: protein binding; transcription coregulator activity; double-stranded DNA binding. Gene Ontology annotation, biological process: regulation of transcription by RNA polymerase II. Lineage: Eukaryota; Metazoa; Chordata; Actinopteri; Cyprinodontiformes; Nothobranchiidae. The record is from RefSeq and is a predicted model, not a curated record. Gene Ontology annotation, cellular component: nucleus.